AUGCCCUUGAUUGACCUGUCCGAUGCCGAUACAAGCUUGACCGUCCCAGUUUCAAGUAGCAUGGAGAUUGAAGGACCCGACAAGGGUCUUCCUCGGCCGCUUUCGCCGUGUCCAUCAGAUUGGCCUUCUGGCGCUGCUUCUGACUAUCAGUCCCUGCCUAAAGGUGGGGUGUCGCUGGGCAGUGAUGCCCCUGAAGCUCAAACCACAGUCUCGCGGACAGAGGGCGGUGCCGCGAAUACGGCCUCUAGGAGACUAGGUGAAACCAAGGCGGGAUGUGGUCCAGGGUCGAGAUCAGGACAUCUACUAGAUUGA
Penicillium diatomitis is the source of this 312-nucleotide messenger RNA. RefSeq lists its product as uncharacterized. The record is from RefSeq and is a predicted model, not a curated record. Lineage: Eukaryota; Fungi; Ascomycota; Eurotiomycetes; Eurotiales; Aspergillaceae. The transcript has a single exon. The coding region runs from base 1 to 312 and encodes 103 amino acids.